Danaus plexippus (monarch butterfly) is the source of this 3454-nucleotide messenger RNA. RefSeq lists its product as uncharacterized. The record is from RefSeq and is a predicted model, not a curated record. Lineage: Eukaryota; Metazoa; Arthropoda; Insecta; Lepidoptera; Nymphalidae. The transcript is spliced from 20 exons. The coding region runs from base 87 to 2561 and encodes 824 amino acids.
UUCAAACGGUUUUCGUUUGUGUAGUGUUUUCUAGCGUUUGUCAAAUUUUAUAAAACUUUUAUGAAAGUGAAGUACUUUAUUUCAUUAUGUCAAUUUUUAGUGAAUUGCUACCAAAACUAAAUGAAAUAUCAAAUGCGUUUACUAAAAAUUUUAACGAUGACCUCGAGGCCGCAUUCCUCUCAUUGGAUAAGUUAAAGGAUGAAUAUCUGAAUUCCAAGAGUAAAAGCCGCGAUAAGUCUCAAAAGGAUAAGAAUCAUACGACAAUCCUUCAAAGUAUACACGAGGACGAAGAUGAAACACCGAAAGCUGAUGAACCGUCAGAUAACACGGAGCAGAGACCAAAGAAACGUAGCAAACAUGAAGUGGAAGGUAUGGAGAGUCCCGAAAUUGAAAAACGACAGAAACGCAAGGCAUCCGUUAAAGCUCAAAGCAUUAUUAGCAAACAAGUAAAUGUAAAUCUAACUGAGAAACUCCGUAGAGAGAACUCGACUCAGAAGCGCAGGCGCCGAAAAGACGACGACAAAGAAAACGACCCCGAACCGACGAUACGGAUAAAAGAAGAGAAAAUUUCACUCCCUCCCGAGCCAAUAGAUAUCGAAUCCGUGCCAGUUAAUGUGGAAGUGAAGCAGGAGUUCAAAGAGGAAAUAGCAAUGCCGCCUCCGCCUGUACCGAAACCGCGCAGGAAGGUCGACAAACCGGAAGACGUUAGCGACGGAGACACAGACAGGAGACGUGCGACCCGGACCAGGAAACAGACGGACACCAUGACGCCACAGACAGCCGCGCGACCCGUCCGCUCGAGUCGUGCUAGACUCACAGAACAAGAAGACAGAGAAGGAAACAGGAGAACCAGGGGGAAGAAGGCUCAAGAAACAUCAACCGUUGAGGCGGAAAAGGAAACUUCUGUCGAAAACGUAACCGCGUCCCCGGCUGAGAAACCGCGGCCGAAACGUACGAGGAGAGCGAGAAAAGUUUCUGAAAAACAAGAAAACGAAGAUAAAAUUGAAAACGACAUUGAAAAAAAGGAAAGUGAUUUGGAAAUAAAACCAGUAGAUACGUCAGACAGCGAGGCGCGGUCGCCCGUGCUGCAGACGAUAGUGCCGAAGACGAAACUCAGGGUGCGCGAAGACUGCGGAGACGACGCAGACCAGCAGGGGCGGGGCGCGCGGGCCGCGGGCGAGCAGCCGGCCGAGGACGCGCGCGGCCUGGACUGCACCGUCACCAUCAGCUGCCACAUGGAUGACACGGUCGUGGUGCCGCAGGCCGAGUGCCCGCGCGCGCCCGACACGCCCCCGGCGGCGAGGAAAAUGAACGAGACGGUGGUGCUAGACAAGCAGAACAGAACAGAAGACAAGCGGAACGACGGGAUAAUGAACGAAACAGUGGUGUUGGAGAAAGUUUCAGAUAAGGCUGCAGCUGAAACGGGCGACGACUCGCUCUUGACUGACGACGAAUCGCUGGAAAUGAAGACGCCGCCUAACAGACAGCUGCCGGAGCCCACUUCCGCUGUAAAAGAGAAAGUGCAACAGUUUGAAGAAAUGGCUACGAGAGUGACCCGCACUAAGACUAGAGCUAUGACUAAAAAGGAGGUCCCAGUCGACCCAGACACUCAGACGCCGCCGGACAGGACGAGGCCGGUUAUAUCGACGGACACCCUCAGCAAGAUGAACAACCUCAUAUUCAACGGAAAACCACCGCAGAUAUCAUCGUCGGCGUCGAAGCCUCGUUCUAACAUCCCUAUGAAGACUUCGGUAACAGCCUCCGCCUCUAAGAUAAGUGUCGCCAGAGACGACGAGAGAAGAGAAAAAGAGGACGCGAGAAGGAAGAAGGAGGCGAUGCUAGAGGCUAAGAAGGAGAUGCAACGAAGAAAGAGGGAAGAGAAAAUGUCAGCGGCUGCAGCGGCUAGAACAGCGGCUGAGAACAUGAGACGUGCAGCGCUUCAAGCGGCCGAGAAGGAAAGACGGGAGAGGCAGAUACAGGCCGACCAGGGGAGGAUGGAUAGACUUAAAGAGGUCGAGAAGAAAAAGUUGGAGCAAGCACGUAAGGCUGCCGAGACAGAGGAACGGAGGAAGCUAGAGGAAGCUGCACGAGCCAGUAGACUGCAGAACGAACAAAGGAAAGUCGAGGAGGCUAGGAGGAGGCAGCUGGAGGAGGAAAAGAUCAUGAAGAAGGAAGCAGCUCAAAUGCAGAAAGAGAUAGAGCGGAGACAACGAGAAUUCAUGGAGAGAAUGAAGAUGAAGAAAUUAGAGGGAGACAGAACACCCAACAAGAUGGCGGCCAUAGAGCCCGUGUACAUGCAGGACGGCUUCCAACACCUCAACUCCGAUGAAGAAGAACCCCCGGAGAGACCACCACCAGUAUGGAGCACCUCCAAGAAUCGUCGCAUUCAACUGUCGAUCCAGUCCCGUAUCAGCCAGCAUCACAUCGACCGUCUCUUCUCAGUGAGGGAGCACACUCCGGACCUAAGGGAGAUCUUCCCUAACAUAGAGCGAGCCCGCCUCAAGAGAACGUCCUCCGCCGUUUGGAGGACACCGCCCAGGCUGGCCACGCUGGACGAAUGAUCGUACCUGGCUGUGGUCGCAGCCCGCAGGCGCCGCCGUACUCGACGGUCCCCGGUCACACUGUGUGUGUUUGUCUGUUAGUUCCAUGUUACAUUAUAACCCGUCACCCACAGCGUGGUGUAUCGUUAGAUAGCGUAUUAUGUAUUGUAAUGUACUUUGUAGAUAAUGAGAUGUCAUCGUUUAUCGAGAAGUAGAUUUAGUGUGUCCGUUUGUUAAUUCCUCUGUGUACCUGUAAAUAAGUAGCGUCGCUGAAAUUUUGUAAUGGCUUUUUGAAAACAUUAUAUGAGUAUAGCUAACUAAUACCGCUGAUAAAUAUUAUCAGUGUCAGAAGUCGCCCUGUGUGUGACAAAGUAACAGAUCGCGGCUCAACAUAUGCCUGUAAUAUAUCAAUGAGACAUUAACAACUAAACGAGUUGUAUUUUUUGUUGGGCUCUGUUAUUAGUUGUUACUAAUGGUACAGAUUUAGUUAUGGGUAUUGGCUAUGGAAGGGAGAAAAAAUUUAUAAUAUAUAACAAUAAAAUCAACUUGAAUACGUCGAUGUUCUGUUAUAUGGAGAGCGUAUUGAAUAUAAUCUAUUAUUACAACCUUCUUUAAGUAAUUAAAACCUCCUUAGUUUAAAUUUAAAAAAAAAAUUAAUGCAAUAAUUCGGAUCAUGUCAUAUAGGUUUACAAGUUAUUUAUACAGAUGUCGCUUCGUAUUGUUAUUUAGAUUUAAUUGCAUGUUAGUGUAAGAGGGGAGUGAACCCUCGCACAGGAAGACAUUAUCUGUGGAGGGUUGAGAGUGUUCAAUAUGAAGUGCUCGAGACACGCGCGCUCAGAUCUUUAUCAUGUUAUACAGGAUGUUUUAAAUUAGACAGCCAUUAAUUAUGUAAUAAAUAUUAAUUUUGUACCAUU